Penicillium pulvis is the source of this 1242-nucleotide messenger RNA. Its product is annotated as NAD(P)/FAD-dependent oxidoreductase. Gene Ontology annotation, molecular function: electron-transferring-flavoprotein dehydrogenase activity; flavin adenine dinucleotide binding. Bases 1 to 1242 code for a protein of 413 amino acids. The record is from RefSeq and is a predicted model, not a curated record. Gene Ontology annotation, cellular component: cytoplasm. The transcript is spliced from 3 exons. NCBI's taxonomy places the organism in Eukaryota, Fungi, Ascomycota, Eurotiomycetes, Eurotiales, Aspergillaceae.
AUGCUAGCUCAACUGAUCCUCUUCGGCAAAGUAGUCGUGAUCCUAGUCCAACAAUCCUGGAUCAGAUUGCGAUCACGACUGACAUCUACCGUGCACCGGUUCACGUACCAACUAGGCGAUCAACCGAAGAACAUAGUCAUUGUGGGCGCCUCAUUCGCAGGAUACCACGCAGCUCAAUGCCUCGCAAACUCCAUUCCAUCAGGCCAUCGAGUCGUGGUAAUUGAGAAGAACAGCCACUUCCAAUUAACAUGGGUACUACCGCGAUUCUGUGUUGUCGAUGGUCACGAUGAGAAAGCUUUUAUUCCGUACGGUUCCUAUAUUCAAGGCCCUCCUGGAUCCUGGAGCUGGAUCCGCGAUACAGUGGAAUCUAUCAUUCCUGACGGACGUGGAGGAAAAGUCCAUCUUGCGUCGGGUGACUCAAUUCCUUACGAGUACCUGAUUCUGGCGACGGGAGCCUCGGCCGGACUGCCAUCGAGAGUAUGUCAGACGGACAAAGAUGCUGGAAUACAGGCACUUGCCUAUCAACGAGAGAGAAUUCGUGAAGCACAGGAUAUCGUGGUUGUGGGGGUGGGUCCUGCUGGAAUUGAAUUGGCGACGGAUGCAAAGGCCCUGUUCCCAGAGAAACAAGUCACUUUGAUUCAUUCGCGGAAGGCCUUGCUGAACGACGGAUUUGGAAUGAAGCUGCACCAAGCUAUUUGUGAUAAGAUGGGUAGUUUAGGGGUGAAUCUUGUGCUUGGGGAGAAGCCGGUGAUUCCAGAUGGGACCAUGGGCGAUAUCAAACUCAGUGGAGGUGAUGCUAUUCAUUUUGAUUGUUUGAUCAAAUGUGUCGGGCAGACACCAAACUCGAACCUGGUGCGCUUUCUGUCCACCGAGACUUGUACUCCAUCAGGGCAAAUUCGAGUUAGACCUUCUCUGCAGGUUCUGGAUGAUGCAUUUCCACAGAUCUAUGCGGCAGGGGAUGUCAUAGAGGCUGGUUCAAUCAAGAAUGCUCGUUCUGCUGUUCAGCAAGCGCAGGUCGUAGCGGAUAAUAUCACUUGCAAUAUUCGAGGCCAACGACAGAUCGAAUAUCGACAGCAAUGGUGGGAGGGAACAACGAAGCUCACAUUAGGGACUGAAAAGAGUGUAGUUUAUAUCACUGAUCAUAGUGUUGAAGUGCUGUUUUCCGCACGCAGGCAGAGGGUUGAACUGGACAGCGCGAUGGUAUGGAAAUAUUUCGGUGUGAAUCCAUACGUGAAUUAUUAA